AUGGCGCUUCGUCCACGUCUCAGGAGCGUCCUUCUGGCUGCGCAUACAUCCCGCGGAGCGUGGAGGUCUACUUAUUCCCUCGACUCGAGCUUUAGCAUUGACAGGACCACUCGGCGGCACGCCAGCUCACGAGCAGAUGAAGAGCUAGACGAGCAUUCCUAUGAUGAUCAUGAGGAUAACGUCUAUGGACUUCAUGAGCUUGAAGAGAAAUCGCAAAUCGACGUGGCGAGCUUCUUCGCUCAAGAGUCUCAUAGAGCUUCCUCGAGCAAGGUAGGCCGGCCACGCCAAGGUGCGAGAUCCGACCCAACCGUCUUUCAAAAGGCUGCUUAUGGCGAGGAGGUGUCCGACUCCGCGUCCACGCCAAAUGCUUGGCCGCAAGAGAUCGACGCGGGCUCCCUGAAGAAGGAUGCGCCCGAUCUCAACGAGCUUGACGAGGUGAUCAUGCGCGUCAAGACUCUGCAUGCUCAGAGGAAGCGAGCGGCUACUCGGGUUGGGAAGGUCAAAUCCAAAGCGGAAGAUCAGAUGAAGCUCUGGGACGCAUGCGUGACUUCCGUCUAUUCCGCUUUCAACGUCUCUCAGCUGAGAGCACAGAGGACAGCCGCCUUCAGUGGCAGUCCCAUUUCCGCCACCAAGCAGGAAAUAUUGGACCAACUGGCUGGGUCAAAGUCAAAGACUCUCAACAAGCGAAGGUUGGUGGAGCUGCUCAUUGUCGGAAGAUAUGGCAUCACACCACUCGUCGAGGAGCCCGCGACCAAAGUCGAGAAAGAUGCUCGGGUAUCCGCUCCGGUCAUCGUUCACAAUGCCGAGGUCCGCGUUGCCCUACGCGAUGCGUGGCUUUGGCAGCUUGGCGACCCUCGCGCAACCGUCGUGUCCAACGCUGCUGCGCGACUGCAGCAAAGAUAUGUGGAGCAGCAAGAAUUGGAGUCUCCGAGCGAGGAGAGCGACGACUUUUUGGGGCCAGGAGAUUCCAAACGCAAGGUGUCAGUUGAGGCUGGCUUCGCCGACUUGCAGCACAAUGUUCAUGGCGACGAAGAUACGGAGCCGAGUUUUGUCAUACCCAUCAGAGGGCGCAAUGAAGAGCAUGUGCGUGUGCUCAAAGAGUGCCUGCAAGACUGGGUCGACGACAUGGUAAGUGUUGAGCCUAUCUUGCCGAAAGAGAGUCGUCAAUGUUAAUCUGGACAGCUCAAUGACUUUGUCUCCUGCCCAACCUUGUAGGCAAGUCUGCAGCCCAUCGACGUAGAUCUGGCUACGCUCUUGUCCGAAGAGCCCAUCGAUGUUCCGCCACCUUCGCCCGACAUUCUUUUCGCGGUGCGAGAUGUGGCAAAAGUUUUCAUCGACUACGCCCCUUCACCCGCCUUGAAACAAGCGACGAAUCCAGCGACUGACUCGACUUCCGUCCAGCUGGACGCCAAGGACCUCUUGCGGUUGCGAAUGUAUACUCUAGACGAGCAUUCCGCCGCUCUAGCGCAGGCGCUGCUGCGGCAGUACGUGUCCGAAGCAUCACAAGCUUCAUCGCGUUCACUCAUGUCCUACGCCGUGUCGCCGGAAAACGUUGGUGGUAUCCCCCACGACCACCGAGAGCACAAGGGCGCUCUGUACGGCAUGGUCCCGAGCUUCGCUCAAUCUCAACCGAAUUGGACUGCUCGUGCAACGGCAGAAAGGCUGAGUUGGCGUGUUGGCAGGCAUCUUCGAUCUUGGGAGACGGACGCUGGUCACAUGCAGAUUUCAAACAUCUCUCAUGCAUCGGAUGAAAGCAGUACGGAGUAUACAUUGUCGCCCUGGUCUUUCCUUGAAAAGCAAUUAUCAACAUCUGGUCAAAACGGGCAGCCCAUUUUCGGAUCUGUGGAGCGCGUGUACAGCGCAGAAUUUGGCGUCAUCAUUUUCGAUUCACCGGGAGACUCGCUGCUCAGUGCGCCCAUGCUCUCGACUUGGUCGCUCAAUACGCUGCAAGAUCAGCUCAGCUCAAUGGAACCACCUUCCUUCCGCCCCUCGGUCGCACCUUGGGGUACGCUCUUAUUGGCCGAUUACAAGAGCGGCAGAAACAUUACGAGGGGCUUGUCUGGCAUAGGAAUGCUCGUGGACCAGAAGGAAGAUCAUCAUGCUAGACUAACGUAUCGCGCCUCCAACGGUCGAAGGCUUGUGGUCAAGAUCGCACAUCCGACGCCUGCUGCACACGAUCUUGCGGCCAAGGACCGCGCGCUCGAGGCACGUCAUGGGGAGAGUCAGUACGACACUGAACGCUCAGCGCCAUUUGAUCCGGAGUCUGGAGACGUUGGAAGGGAGCCGAAUCACGAGGCUCCAGCGUCUACAGCUCCAGAUUUCGAUAGUAAUGUUGAAGGGGCCUUCAAGAACUCGAGUCACGACGAUGCUAUCACCGCUCCUGAGCCGGACGCAGCCCCGGUCGCACCUGCCGACACGGGCAUAUCUGCUCAUUGGGCGGAUGCAUCAGAAGCGGACGUCAUUGCGCCACAGCACCCCGUUGAUAUGCGCAUACAAGCCUUGCAACGGCACUCGUUUUCGCAAGAGGGUGUCGCAAGCGUUCGCACUGCUCUCGAAGGCUUUCUGCAAAGCUGGACGCAGCUUGCAGAGGAGGCGGCCGUGCACGAAAAUUCUCAAUCUGGCAAGCGUCAGGCUGCAGUAGAUGCAGUGCCAGUGCCGCUCUCAGGUAAAGGAAUGCCGCUCGCUCCGUCGCAACUCGUAGUGGGGGGUGAUCGUCUGAAACUCGAGAGCGCAGAACAUAUCGACCGCCUACAACUCUACUAUGCGGGCACGUCGGAGCCACGCGCACCGUACGAUCCUUUUGGCGAGCCUGCUGACGAUCCUGCACAAUCUCAAAUGGGCGUCGAAGACGAUGCGCAACAAGCGUGGAAGAGCGUGAUGGACAUGCUGGAGGAAAUGUCGCAGCAGGAUGCGGACGCUAGGCAGCUAGAGAGCGACAGGAACAUGCCAAAGGAGCUCGCUAGCGUGCCUUAUCGACCUCGAAUCGUCUUUGAAAGCGUAAAAAGAGAUGGUGAUACACAUUCGAGCACCAGGAUGCGUCUCGAAUGGUCAGAUGAACCCUUUCCUCCCGCGAAAGCUAAUGAAAGCACUGCAACCGAGCCAGCUACAACUUCUACACCUGCUCUACCUUGGUCGACAGCCGCUGACCACAUCAACAGCAUCUUGUCGCGCAAAUUUCGCACCUUGCGCGGCGCCCAAACAUAG
Ceraceosorus bombacis is the source of this 3204-nucleotide messenger RNA. The record is from the annotation of a GenBank genome assembly. NCBI's taxonomy places the organism in Eukaryota, Fungi, Basidiomycota, Exobasidiomycetes, Ceraceosorales, Ceraceosoraceae.